UCAAGUGUUGAUUCAAGUCGCACUUUCGUACUUGGUAAUAGACGAAAGAACAAACGAAAUGUCUAUGACUCGUUGAUACGUUACCAACGUGCACAUCGAUUCGCAAGAAUAAUGAAACGAAGGAUUUAUCUACGCCGCAAGGCUGCGUGGGAACGAGAUGACCCAGAAGAGACGUUCAGCGUAGACUCUGCCAGUAGCGUAUGUGGGUCGGGCAAGGAAGACUCAUUGAGUCAAGAAUCUGCCCACGGACAAGGCAACAAUAAUGAACACGUCAGUGUUCAUACUGAAGCAUCUAGCUUUACCCCUCCCGUCCAAAAUGAACCCGUCAAUCAACAAAAUGUUGGGAAUAACCCGAACGCUGAUGGUCAACCCGACCUUGUGAUUCCCACAUUCCUGGCAAAUGUAUUACAACAGAUAGCCAACGCACCAAUGUUUCAACCACCUCCACCACCGCCACCACGAGUGAUAACCUACAAAACAUUAAGGGAUAACGGUGCAGAAUUAUUCCUUGGGGAUCGCAUCGGUGAACCCCAAAUUGCAUGGGACUGGAUCGAGCAGACUGCUCGAGUGUUGGAGGAUCUUAAUGUACCCAUUGGCAACUAUCCUCGACUGGCGUCUCAGCUGCUUCGCAAGGAAGCCUACGAGUGGUGGAAGAGGACUGAUGACAGUGCAGGAACCCCUAAGCCAUGGACAUGGACACAUUUCGAAUGGGCAUUCAAACAAGAAUAUAUUCCAAAACGUUUUAGUGAAGAAAAACGUAAGGAAUUUGUCGAAUUGCAACAGGGAGACAUGACACUCCCCGAGUAUCGUCAGAAGUUUACCAGUCUUGCUAAGUUUGCACCAACCUUGGUGAGUACCCCAACCGAUCGCAUCGAGGAAUUCAGGAAGAAGCUUCGACUUGACCUUAGGUUGCGUGUGUCCGUUCUAACCACCGUGGAUUUCGCGGAGGCCUAUGAUCUCAUAGCCAGGGCAGACAGCGACUUGAGUGCUUGCAUUGAGUAUCUGAAGACAAAUAAUACGCACUCUGUGGCAUCGGAAAACAAAUCAAAAUGGGGGAAACACCCAUUGUGCGAUACAUGUGGGAGACAUCAUCCAGGCGAGUGUUGGCUUGCCCAAGGAUUAGUGGGGAUUGCCCCACUAAUCCUGGCAAACCAUUUCCGACAGCCCCAGUUGUCAGUCAAUCAGCAUCAGCACGACUUGCGCCAACUCAACGAUCAACGGCGGGAUCUAAUCCGGCCAAGAACCAGAGUCAGCAACAGGGACGAGCUCCUGCUCGUACUUAUGCAAUGAAGGCACGAGCUGAGGAGAACCCUGACGUCAUUCAGGAAAAAAAAAGGUUUCGGCCAUCACAUUUCUUAGAGAGAGAAAGUUUAUUUUGUGUUCCAUUAAUAUCAUUUUGUGUAUAGAAAAUAUCUAUAAUAUUUUCUAAAUAUUAUUAGAAAUAUUUUCUAUAGAAAUAUACAAGAUUAUUAUUAUCCCAAUUUUAAUCUUUAUAUUUUAUACUACUAUAAUCUUUACUAGCAUAAAGAUUGUGGUAGACUCCGGCGUUGUUCGUGUGUCAAAGUUGAAGACCGGACGCUUGAACGGUUACGUUUGCACUUUCAACGCUCUUCCUACGACUUCUUCAUUUUUACCGCUUACGAAGAAAGAAAAUAUUUACUGCCGUAGUAUUUUUCUAGAACUAUGUGGGUAAGCGCGGUUCAUCCGGUAUGAUAUGCAUGGUGGAUGAUUGUGGCUAUAGUUUAUUUGAUUAUAAUACGGCCUGCGUGUCGUGCCUUAUCUCUUAAACUCUUGUUGUAAAUCUAUUUCUCUCUCUUACCUCAACCGAGGAUUCUUUUCUCACGUGGUGGUUUGAAGACAAAAAGAUUUGAAGACCGUUUGAAGAAAUCUAAAAGAAUGGAGAUAGCCCGAAGUCCAAGUGCCCGAAUGCCCGUGGGAGCUUGAUUUGCAGUAUAGAACGGGCAAAAAUAACAACUAAAAAGAAUCCCUUGUA
Cuscuta campestris is the source of this 1993-nucleotide messenger RNA. NCBI's taxonomy places the organism in Eukaryota, Viridiplantae, Streptophyta, Magnoliopsida, Solanales, Convolvulaceae. The record is from the annotation of a GenBank genome assembly.